AUGGCAAAGCUUAUUGUGGGUGGCCUGCUCCUCUCUGUUCUUUCAGGAUGUGUAUCCCAAUCAGAUAUGAAGGGUAAGGCAUUUAUUUUCCCUCAAGAAUCAGCCACUGCCUAUGUGUCCCUGAUCCCACAGACGAGGAAGUCACUGCAGAACUUAACGCUGUGUCUGAAGGCCUUCACUGACCUCACUCGCCCUUACAGCCUCUUCUCCUACAACACAAAGACCAAGGACAAUGAGAUUCUUCUAUUUGUGCAAAAAGCUGGAGAAUACAUGUUCUAUGUUGGGAAUUCUGCAGUUACUUUCAAAGCACCCCUAAAUCCUUAUGCCCCAGCCCAUGUCUGUGUGUCCUGGGAGUCUGCCUCUGGGAUUGCAGAAUUCUGGCUGGAUGGAAAGCCUUUGGGAAGGAAAGGCUUGAGGAAGGGGUACACUGUGGGGGCUGAGGCAAAGAUUAUCAUAGGACAAGAGCAGGAUUCCUUUGGGGGGCGUUUUGAUGUAAAACAAUCCUUUGUUGGGGAGAUGUGGGAGGUGUCCUUGUGGGACCAUGUGGUCCCCCUAAGAGAGAUGGCUGACGGGUGUUACAUUGGCAAUCUUAUAAAUUGGCAAGCUCUUUUUUUUGAAGAAAAUGGCUAUGUGGUGACCAAAACCAAACUGUGGGCUUAA
Peromyscus leucopus (white-footed mouse) is the source of this 660-nucleotide messenger RNA. RefSeq names its product mucosal pentraxin-like. The record is from RefSeq and is a predicted model, not a curated record. The coding region runs from base 1 to 660 and encodes 219 amino acids. Gene Ontology annotation, biological process: innate immune response. Gene Ontology annotation, molecular function: complement component C1q complex binding. The transcript has 2 exons. Lineage: Eukaryota; Metazoa; Chordata; Mammalia; Rodentia; Cricetidae.